CGAUAUCGGCGAAGAAUGACGACGAAGGACACGUCACCACACGUCUCCACACCGACGCUUUUUACGCAUGCGCGGCCAUUUGUUUCCGACCGUCUCCGUCCGUCAAGUCAAGUCGCGAUCCUCGUGGCCGAACGGGUUGUCCGGUUGUCUUUGUGGCUGUUACCGAAAAUGUCAGGAAAGUCCAAGGCAUUUACCAAAGAGGAGGAGCUGCUGCUGCAGGACUUCUCCAGGAACGUGUCGACGAAAUCCUCGGCACUGUUCUACGGCAAUGCUUUCAUCGUUUCGGCGAUACCGAUUUGGUUGUUUUGGAGAAUACAUUUGAUCGAUCUAUACUCCAACUUGAUCUCUUUCGUACUGGUUACGUUGGCGAGCACAUAUGCCCUUGCCUUGGCAUAUAAAAAUACAAAGUUCAUCCUCAAACACAAGAUUGCUGUAAAAAGGGAAGAUGCUGUAACUAAGGAAAUAAGUCGCAAACUUGCGGAAGAUAAGAAGAUGAGCAAGAAAGAAAAGGACGAAAGGAUCUUAUGGAAGAAGAAUGAAGUGGCGGAUUAUGAAGCAACAACAUUCUCCAUUUUCUACAAUAACGCCCUUUUCCUGGCAUUCGUCAUCGUAUCUUCGUUUUACGUUUUAAAAACAUUCACGCCUGCAGUAAACUAUAUACUCUCCGUAGGCGCUACCAGCGCUUUCCUGGCAUUAUUCUCAACGGGAUCCCAAUAAUAUACGAGCCCAUGUACUCUGUUAACUAAUUUCAUAAGAGACCUCCAUCUGUUCGAUUUGUCUUUUGAUAUGGAACAAUAUCAUAGGUAAUAAACACAUUUCUAUUUAUAAUAAAA
Messenger RNA from Temnothorax curvispinosus, 833 nucleotides. Its product is annotated as translocon-associated protein subunit gamma. Gene Ontology annotation, biological process: SRP-dependent cotranslational protein targeting to membrane. The record is from RefSeq and is a predicted model, not a curated record. Gene Ontology annotation, cellular component: membrane; endoplasmic reticulum. The coding region runs from base 16 to 717 and encodes 233 amino acids. The transcript is spliced from 4 exons. NCBI's taxonomy places the organism in Eukaryota, Metazoa, Arthropoda, Insecta, Hymenoptera, Formicidae.